Molecule: messenger RNA, 4564 nt
Organism: Artibeus jamaicensis (Jamaican fruit-eating bat)
Lineage: Eukaryota; Metazoa; Chordata; Mammalia; Chiroptera; Phyllostomidae
Gene: RSAD2
Product: radical S-adenosyl methionine domain containing 2
Exons: 6
Coding region: 973-2046 (357 amino acids)
Biological process (GO): defense response to virus; positive regulation of immune response
Cellular component (GO): lipid droplet; mitochondrion; endoplasmic reticulum membrane
Molecular function (GO): catalytic activity; 4 iron, 4 sulfur cluster binding
Source: RefSeq, a predicted model, not a curated record
GGCCCGGCCCGCCCUCACUGGCACUGGCCGACGUCCACGCCCGAGCUCAGCGGCCCCCACACCCCAGGGGAUCUCAUGAGCUCUCUGGGCUCACAGAUAAUGAAGUAUAUCUGGGGAGUAAAAACGGACUCGCAGCCACAGGCUGGCCAGCGAUGAGCUCGGGGCAGAGGGUCCAGCGGCGCCCACCCUCAGACACGCCAACCUUCACACGCCUCCCACGGACCGGAGACCGCACACUCUGACGCAGACCGGACCAGCGGGGGCUGAAGGAGAGACUCCUUUGGUACAAAAUUCAGUGACGCUUUCUAAGAAAACCGUAAAAAUCUGUAGCCAGCCACCGCGAUGCUUGUCACUGAGGAGCAUCUUAGAACAGCACUGGUUCUCCUGCCCUGUGUGAAAGAUGGUGGAGAAAAGCCGGGAAGGGCAAUAAAUGCCUGGAUUCUCACACCGUGACAAAGCGUGAGUGGAGGUGAGCAGCUCAGGAAGCAGCGAGGCCACGCGUGUCCUGAUGUGCUGGCGCGUGCCGCGUGGGCGUGCCAGGGAGCAGGGGUCGCCGCUGUUCCCACCAUCUGGGCCCCACGACUGACUUUCCCCCACAGCCCAGUGUGGGAGGGGCAGGGGGCCGUGGCUCCCAACUGUGGUGCCCGCGUGGGUAACGGGGCCACGCCAGCCGUGGCUCUCUCGGCAGCCCCACACUCUGCGCCCCAGGAGCAAAGGGGUGGCAGUGCCUUGACCUGUGCCCAGGCACAGGCUGUGGGCGGGUCCCCAGGCAGACACAGGAAGCUCCUGCCCGAACUCGGGGCCGCCAGCCUUGGCGCUGCUCCAACUUUCAUUUUCAUGAACAGAAAAAUUGAAACUCAGAUUCAGCGGAGCGUCACUGGUGGGAGGUGUGUCCACCUGCCAUGUGACGCUUCGCCUGUGCACAUAUAAAGGGAGUCCCUGGGCGGCAGGACAGCCACAGGCAGCGGCACCAUGUUCUUCGUCGAUCUCCUCCUGUUUGUGGUGAAGCUGCUCUGGAAGGUCCUGGCCGCCCUGGUGGGCAGCUUGGUCCCCUUGCCCGCCUGGCUGGUGGACACGGACAAGGGGCGGCGGCGGCGGCCCCGGAGAGGAGCCCAGGACACCAGCAGUGAGGACGAGGAGGAGGACAGCAGUGAGGAUGAUGAGCCUCUGACCCCCACCAGCGUCAACUACCACUUCACCCGCCAGUGCAACUACAAGUGCGGCUUCUGCUUCCACACGGCCAAGACGUCCUUCGUGCUGCCGCUGGAGGAGGCUCAGCGGGGCCUGCGGCUGCUGAAGGAGGCGGGCAUGGAGAAGAUCAACUUCUCGGGCGGGGAGCCGUUCCUCCACAACCGGGGCGAGUACCUGGGCCAGCUGGUGAAGUACUGCAAAGAGCGCCUGCGCCUGCCCAGCGUGAGCAUCGUCAGCAACGGGAGCCUGAUCCGAGAGAAGUGGUUCAUGGAUUACGGCAAAUACCUGGACAUCCUGGCCAUCUCCUGUGACAGCUUCAACGAGGACGUGAAUGUCCUCAUCGGCCGCGGGCAAGGGAAGAUAAACCACGUGGAGAACCUCCGGAAGCUGCGGAAGUGGUGCCGAGAUUACAGGGUGGCCUUCAAGAUCAACUCGGUCAUCACCCGCUUCAAUGUGGACGAGGACAUGAGAGAGCACAUCCUGGAGCUGAACCCCGUCCGCUGGAAGGUGUUCCAGUGCCUCCUCAUCGAGGGCGAGAACGUGGGAGAAGGGGCUCUGCGCGAGGCCGAGAAGUUCGUCAUCACCGAGGAGGAGUUCCAGGGGUUCCUGGACCGCCACCGCGACGUGUCCUGCCUGGUGCCCGAGUGCAACGACAAGAUGAAGGAUUCCUACCUGAUUCUGGAUGAAUACAUGCGCUUCCUGAACUGCCAAAAGGGGCGAAAGGACCCUUCUAAGUCCAUCCUGGAUGUCGGCGUGGAAGAAGCCAUCAAGUUCAGCGGCUUUGACGAAGAGGCAUUCCGCAAGCGCGGAGGGAAGUACGUGUGGAGCAAGGCGGACCUGAACCUGGACUGGUAGGGCUGGCAGGGAGCGGCCUCCCGUCCACCUGGGGCUCUCGCAGAGGCCCCUCUGGCUGCCAUCGUCUGCAGCGCCUCCUGCUGGCACUUCUCAGUGGCCCCAGAUUUGAUCUCUGGAUUCGCAUGAUAGCGGGUGGUGACCUGCGGUCCCGAACGCAUACUUGGGUAGCUGAACGCCUUGGGUAGUACAAACCCAGUAACUGCAGUUAGUUGGCUUGGUUUGGGGUUGGUUUCUUGAGCACUGUCACUGUGAUGCCCGCAUUUCCAUUUUUUCCUACUUUGUUCAUUUCAUAGUUCAAUUCUGUUCUGCUAAAUAUUGAGGUGCCGAUUUUCACAUCUGAAAAAAAUCACAAAAGGUCUCUCCUGAAAAUUUCUAAAUGUUGUAACACUGUCCCCUCCCCUGCCUUUAUGCCAUUGCAACCCGGGACUCUCUGUCCACAAGUUCACAGUCAGUCGGUAUGUUCCAGGCCUAGAAAGUAUCAUCUCAUCUGUCCUCAGGGAUCAGGCAGAAGGGGCCCGAGCGACUGCUGCUUGAAUGCACGCUCUCACUCUCUCUCUCUUGCUCUCCUUUUCCUUCCAAAGUACUUAGCAAAACCAAGGUACACUUUUCAUUUCAAGGUGAAGUGGGCCAGGCGUCUGUGCCUGGGUUGUUGUGUGAGCCCACUGUUCAGGCCGUGUGAGUAUGUGAGCAGGUGGCUGCCCCCACCCGCUGGACUGGCCCGAGCUCACGGCCAGAGUGGACAAGAGUGUGGUGAGGAGCCCAGGCCAACCUGGGCCUCAAGCCAGUGACACUUGGCACUGGAUCACGUUUCUCACGGAACUCCAAGCCACUUGAAGUCAAGCACGAUCUAGGUCAAAAUGACAGGGUCCCUGCCUCCCUCCUCCAGCCCCAGGAGGGAAACUGUCACUCAGACAGCGCCAGGGCCCCGAACUCUCUCCUGGCAGGAACAUCCAGGCAGCUUGUUUGUGUAGCCGGGACGGGGUCCCAGGGUCUGUAAAAUAAUGAUUUCCUGUCAUUCUUUCAAAGGGGCAAAAUCAUGGAAAAUUUUUUUCCCAAACAAAGGAAGAGCUAUUUUAACCCAGAGGCCUCUCCACGUGCUGUCCCAGGGUGACGGCCGGGCUGGCCAGCAAGUCCCCUUCCUGAUCUGUCUCUGAGACGUUGAUUUUGAAAGGUUUGCUUUUUUCCUCAGGAAACAUAUUCCUACUUCAAAUUUUGAGUCCUUCUAAUUCAGCUGAAGGGUUUCUGUCCCACUGAGUCCUCAUGCAUUUUCCACUUUAUACAUGGCUUGGAUACUCAUCAUUUAUCCACAGGAAAAAAGCACACCAACAAAUAAAACAGCUGCUGCGCCAAGGUGUUUAUGAAAAAAGAGAAAGGUCCCCCCUCUGGAUUUUGCUAGUAUCUAAGCUAUGAUGCUGCUGCUAUAAUCCAUACGAAUGUAAAAGAAUUCUUUUGACUUAGCAUGUGUGUAACUUGCCAACCUUCCCAGCAUUCCCAGGGGUGAGGGCAAAGAGAAAGAGCAGGCGUGGGUGACGCAGAAGGCCCGGUGAGGCACCAGCGGGGGUUCUGCCAGCGUCCUCCAAAACCCGAAUUCGCACCCCGGAUCCUCUGACGUAGGUGGACUUUCUCACGCUGCACAGGACUGUGUUUCUCUGUCCCCAAAGGGAAACAAAACAAAACAAGUUAAAAACAAGCUGCACAUCAGCAAUAAGCUACAGGACUUGAAUCCAUUUCCGGCUGCUGGUACUCUACUGCUCCCUCCCUGACGCCCUCGCGGAUGUACAGGGCUGUGUUCAGAAUCGUCCAAUGCUCAUCUUUUCUACUUGUCGCACUGCAAUGCACUUUACGUUUAAAUUAUAUAAUGCUUGGCUUUACUUUUUCUGUUUUAAGUAUGCAUCUCCAGCCUUAUGAAAUAUGCUCUUUUCAUCAGGAAAGCAAAUGGCCAAUGUAACCAAGGCAUCUCAGUCAAAGGGGGUAGGGCAGAUGUUUUGUGCGCCGUUAAUUAUCGCUGAAGUUGCAUUCUAAUGUUCUGAUUGGAAUUUUGUCUUAGGAAACAUCCAGACAUUAGUGAUCGCACAUCGGCUUUAAGAGCAUUAUCUCUGUUAUUUAGUGAUAAGUGAUAUGGAAUGUGCCUGUUACGUGUGAACAUGAGUGGGACCGUUGGGCCGAAUCAUCUGAAAUGCAGGCUGGUGUCGGGCUUCGGUCUGGAGUUUGGAAGCAAGCGGAGGGCCCCGCACGGAGGGCCGUGAAGCAACGCGGGCGAAUGGAGGCCCAGCGGGGCCCCUGGGCAGCCUCGGUCUGUCACACGGCCCAACCCUGUUGGAAAGACCGCGCCACCUGCUGUGAUUAGCGGGGGACAGCUUGCACCCUGAGAUUUUAGAGCUUGGUCUUUGGCGUGCCUCGGCGGUCCGAGGGGGUGGGGAGCUGUGCAUGUGUAUCUCAGAGCCCUUGUACGUGGCUCGGACAUAUUAUUCAUAUUCUAUAAGAUAUUCUAAUAUAUUAAACUUUCCCCAGCAUGACA